AUGAAGAUGCCACAGCCUCAAAGUAUAAAAGGUAUGUCAUUCGAUGUGCAAGGUCGUCAUUUCCCAUCAGCUAGUCGUGCCCUGCCAGACAUGGCAGUUCUGCUCACUUUUGCACUGGUGAUUACCGUGGCGUCGGUCUGCCAAGCUGCUCCGGUCUCAGAUCCCACGUUCGGAAGGAUUCCGCAAAUAGAUUUCAACCGGCAGAGCCAGUUUGCUCUGAAUUGGCCUGGAUUGAGAAUAAAUGGACAACAUCAUUUUGACAUUCAAUCCGGCUAUCCGGCUGUCCCACUGAUUGUUCCAUUCCAGCCGCAGCGCUGGACUCAACCGAUUCGUCCUUUACUUCGCAUCCGCCCGUCACAGCCACUUUGCGUGUCCUGUUUUGGCACUCAAACAUUCAACUUUUCCGGUUUCUUUCCAUCGCUAUUGAACGCCAGCAGCAACAACUCAUUGUCAUCAUCAUUUUUCCCAAACAUCAACCCCAUGUUCUAUAUGUGGCCAGGCUUGUUCCAGCCACGAAUCACGCCCGUUUGCUGUCCCAGUCCGACUACUGCCAAACCGACAACAACCCGUGCAACAACUGCACUGCCAACCACAACCCGUGCAACAACUGAACUGCCAACCACAACCCGUGCAACAACUACACUGCCAACAACACCAAGUACAACAACAACAAGUGCAACAACUACACUGCCAACAACAACAAGUGCAACAACAACUACAGUGCCAACAACAACUCAAUCACCUGUUCGUGUUUUGACACGUAUCGGACCGAAUCCACUGAUCUGCUUGCCGUGCAAUGCUCAAAUUGGCCCGUUUCCUUCAUUUCCUUUCGAUCCUUUGGUCAACAUUUGGAGAGAGAUUUGCUGCCCCACGACAACAGUAAGGCCACCGUCGACAGAAACUGCCCCGACGUCAACAAAAACAAGUGGCUCAACUUCAUCGACGAGAACUAUGAAACCGUUAGGACCAUGCAAGGGCUCACCGGAAGAUGAAGAGGAUCCGCGCUGUUUCGAUUUCGGGGCCCGUCAGUUCACACUUUCAACUAUCCUGCCUACAGCUGCUCCGACAACAACUUCCACCCUGCCAACAACUAUAAGUACGCUGCCUACUACAACAUCCAAGCCAACAACAACUCCCGCCCUGCCAACAACUACAACGUCCAAACCAACUACUACAACACUGAAGCCAUCAACAACCACGUCCAAACCAACUACAACUUCCACCCUGCCAACGACUACAAGUGCUAAACCAACAACAACAACAACAACAGCCAAGCCAACUACAACUUCCACCCUGCCAUCGACUAUAAGUGCUAAACCAACAACAACAACAGCCAAGCCAACUACAACUCCCGCCCUGCCAACGACUACAAGUGCAAAACCAACAACAACAACAACAACAGCCAAGCCAACUACAACUUCCACCCUGCCAUCGACUACAAGUGCCAAACCAACAACCACGUCCAAGCCAACUACAACUCCAACCCUGUCAUCGACUACAAGUGCCAAGCCAACUACAACUUCCACCCUGCCAACAACCACAACAAGCAAAGCAACUACAACAGUGCAACCGAUAACAACUGCCAAGCCAACUUCUACGACAUUCACGCCAAUAACAACUUCCACAACGACAACAGCUAAACCGACGACGACAGCCAAGCCAACGACUACGGCAACUCAAUCAACAACCACUACCCCCAGAUCAUCAACAACUUUCACACUGCUGCCCACUCCUUCUAAUGUCCAAACGACCGCAGCUAUUUCGGCUACAACUACUACACCUACCCCAACAACCUCAUCAACUAUAACUUCCACUCUGCCACCCACUACCCCAAGUGCCCAAUCAACAACCCCGGCUACUCCAGAAACAACAACAACUUUCACUCUGCCACCCACUACUGAAACUGUGCAGCCAACAACCACGGCUCUUCAGAAAACAACAACUUCCACUAUGCCGCCCGCUACUCCAAGUGCCCAAUCAACAACUUCUACUCUGCCAACCCCAACUGAAACUGCCCAAACUACUACCACGACCAUUCCCGAAACAACCACGACUGCAACCGACCCAACAACUUCCACCCUGCCACCCAUCACUUCAACUGUCGAAACAACAACGACUGCCAUUCCGGCAACAACAACGACGGAGCCAAACUUUUCAACCGAAGUCAGCAGCCUGAUUCCAACUGAAACGAAUCCAACAACAACAGAAGCCAUUUCUGUCAUUUUAAAAGCUGCUGAACGCAAACUCAAAUCAUCCUUUGAAUACGACUACUUCUACGACACCGAAGAUCGUCGCUAAAAUCGCCCAAAGCAUUUAAUUCUUACUCACUUUUAUUUUUGGCGUAGUUUCUCGAUGAAUUUCUCCUUCCCGGCUUGAAACUCUUGUCCGUGACCUCUUGCGUGUGUUGCACAUCUCGCCUUUAUUUAUCGCUGUGCAAGUUCCUCGUCGCCGUCCAUCGCUGAUUGAAACUAAAACCAAUCAAAAUGUGUUUUAGCGCGUGCGUAUCUCAAUGCCCCGAUUGAUCUAUUUUAUACACUCUCCCCUAUCGUUAUGUAAUGUAAUACAAAUCUAAAAAAGAAAUCCCACAUGUCUCCGUUCAAAAAGCAAAAUAAACAAAAAAAAUGAGAUUGAUUGAAAACUAGGUUAUUACUCACAUUCAACUCGGUUGGAAAAUGCUGGUGUUUUGCAUCAGGAUCAUUUGGGCCGAAUCGAUGAACCGUGCACUAUGGUGGUAUCACACAGGUAUAAAAAGUCGACUCGUCAUCGAUAAGAACACCAGAAACAAAAGUCCAGUCGUCGGAUCCGCUCAUCAUGAUGAGUAAUAGAGUGUUUGCGUUUCUUCUGCUGCUGUUGGCACUGGCGACUUACGGCGGGAUAUCCGUCGAUGCCCAGGGUGAAGCCCAAGUCAUUGAAGUGUUCCAAGAAGCUGACGCUAUCCCAUCACCAGAGGAGCAGGAGGCUAACGGUCGGACAUUCGGCCCGUUCCGCAAUUUCGACGCGCUUACUUACAAGGAAAAUUUGCUGCACAACAAAAUCAGUUUUCUCUUCUCGCUCGUACCUCGUCCAAAUGCACAGCAACAAUGGAAUCGCCCACCUUACGCCGGCGGAUUCGGGUCAAAUCCGUACCAGCAAGGAGCUUUCCCACCAGGAUAUCCAGCCCAAUUUCCACCAGGAGGCGGAGGAGGGUUUCAUCCACCUCACCCUCAAUUUGGAGGUGGCGGAGGAAUGAUUCCGGGACAGGGAUUCUACCCCGGUGCUGGAUCCGGACAAGGAUUCUAUCCCGGUGUUGGUUUGAAUAAUCCUUACUAUCCAGGAAUGUUACCUGGUGCUGGUUAUCCGGGAGUAGGGCCAGGUUUCUUUCCGCCAGGGAUUCUUCCUGUUAUAGCGGAGAAUAACAACACCAAUCCAUCCGGAAUAGCCGGAGGAGGAGGGAAUAAGCCCCCACCUUCAGCGUCCGCCUCGGUCGCUUCUGCGGCUACAACGGCCGCUCCAACAACUGCAGCUGCCGCAUCCGGCGGGGAAGAUGCAGCUCCUGCGGAAGAGGAGGAAACUAAUCGCCAUAAAAUCAUAAAAAUGAUGCCGAAAUCUUUCAAAAUGAAUUGACUAUACGUAGCAGAGAUCGUAAGCGUUUUUCAGCACUGAAGUGAAAAUAGUGACAAUGUAAAUAGUUGAACGAAAUAGACACAAAAUAGUACAGCAAAACAAUUAAAGCGCUAAUGUUUCAAAUGUCAUUCAACACGUUAAAUAUUUUCCUAAUGAGUCAUGUGAUGCCAUAUAUUCUGCUUCGGUAUUAUGUAACUACUUUAUCGCUAGAUUAAUUUGCUUAUCAUGCUAACAAGUAGUUCAACUUCUGUUUUACUAUCGUAUUUUAUAAUAUGAACUAAUAUAACUUUCGUACCGUU
Daphnia pulex (common water flea) is the source of this 3902-nucleotide messenger RNA. Its product is annotated as mucin-2-like. NCBI's taxonomy places the organism in Eukaryota, Metazoa, Arthropoda, Branchiopoda, Diplostraca, Daphniidae. The coding region runs from base 1 to 2298 and encodes 765 amino acids. The record is from RefSeq and is a predicted model, not a curated record. The transcript has 4 exons.